Molecule: messenger RNA, 2538 nt
Organism: Colletotrichum higginsianum IMI 349063
Lineage: Eukaryota; Fungi; Ascomycota; Sordariomycetes; Glomerellales; Glomerellaceae
Product: Coiled-coil domain-containing protein mtmr15
Exons: 2
Coding region: 1-2538 (845 amino acids)
Biological process (GO): interstrand cross-link repair
Cellular component (GO): nucleus
Molecular function (GO): 5'-flap endonuclease activity; 5'-3' exonuclease activity; flap-structured DNA binding
Source: RefSeq, a predicted model, not a curated record
AUGAUGGAUGCCUUCGUACAGCGGCUGCCGCGCCCAAGGCCACCCACCCCGUCGAGGUCUCCCUCAAGACCGUCGCCUCUCGGUGAAAGACCCGCCAAGAAGGUCAAGGUCGAGAUCCAGGAUAGCGACUGUGAAGACGAUGAGUGUGAUGUAAAACUAGCAGAAGAAGAUGCCGACACUUCUGGAAUUACCGUCAACGAUGUCUCGGAUGAAGAGGGCAAAGGCAGUCUCAGUACCCGGCAAACCGAUAUCGAGAGUACUCUGCCGCCUAUCCAUGCGGACAAGGAAGCGAUUGAGGAGUACGAAUUGAUGAAGAGCUCCCAGGCCGGCGCUCCUGACGACGAGGAGAAACCAGUCACGGCAAAUCGUCAAUGGGUCCGGGGCAAGAGCUCCAUCUACGUGGAUGCGUUCAACCUCGCGUUGGAAACCGUCUUGGCUGAUGAAUCUCAUCUUUUCGAUGCCAAAGAACGCACCGUCUUCGAGCAGUGGGAGAGCCUUGACUAUGAGGCCCAGUAUCUUUACGUUCGACUGUUUCUGCGCAAGACAUCGGCUUGGCAUCGUCAAGACCGGCUGGGCUAUUACAGUGAUAUCUCGGACCCCGAGGCGGCCAUAGAGUCACUCCAGAAACCGAGAGACCUUCCAGAGGUUGAGGCCUCCAAGGAAAGCAACCCAGUCGAGGGCAUUGAGCUGGAGGAGUUCAGCCUAGGCGACACAUUCACCUUCGCCGAUGCCUCGGAGGAGCACAUCACUACUAUCGAGGAGGCUGCUUCCUUGCUAAGCCUGGAUGAGCUCAAAGAUCUUGCUAAAGAGGCCAAGUUCCAGGGGCGAAAUAAGGCUGAUCUGGUAAAAGCGCUCUGCCGAACAGGGUACCAACAGACCGGCCUCUUCGCGCAUGGGCUUCAUAGAUCUGGUAGCGGAGAAUCACAGACUGCCCGAGGCCUGAUGAGGCAUGGUCACGACACACCUCCACCACUCAACCGGCAGGAAUCGAAUCAGACGCAGCAUUUCCUGGACAAAAUCAGGGACAUCACUGGACCAUGCAUCAGACUUUCACCACUGACGUACAAACUGUUUGAGAGGGUGCACCUGGUAUUCUAUCGCUCGACGGAAUGGACCGAAAAGUCCCUCACGGCAAUCAUCCUUGCCAGCAUCGCACGCCGCAACUACCCCGAGUAUAUCGUCUGCCGAAGCACUAAUAUCUUCGUCACGCGCAAGCAUGUGCUCGAAUUCGAGUCAGCACUUCGAGUGGAAGCUGAAGUUGACCAGAUCCUCGAGUUCAAUGGAUCGCCGGGCGAAGCAGGGUUUCGCAAGGUUGUGGACAUCUUCAAUCGAGUCUACCCUCGGUGGAAGGUCCUUUUGGCCGAGGAACAGGAAAAAGAAAAGAGAGUUUAUGAAGAGGGCGAGGGCGCCUACCUAAGAAGAUUUACUCCGGUCCACUCAUACACUCGCAUUGUCCACAAAGCCGCGGCCGUGUUUGGGCGACUGAAGGAUCACGAACGCGAGCAUGCCACCCUCACGGAGCUUCUGGACCAGCACCUGUUCCACCCAGCGCGACGAGGCAGUUGGUAUCAGCGCAAAGCUCUGCUCGAGGAGCAUUACAUGCAUGCACUCGAUGGCAACGCGGUGUCUGUCGACCCUGACGUUCAGAAGAAGCAUUGGAAGCGAAUCGCGGCGACGACAUGUGAAACAGGUCUCGAAGACAAAGAUUGCCAUCUGAUCUAUCACUACGAUUUGCAAAAGCGUCUCGUCAAGCUUGAGAAACAACUCCGCAUACCUCGUCGUUUGCAGCAUGACUUUGGGCACGUUCGUCUUCAGAAGCCAGUGGAGCAUACGGUUGAGGGCAUACAAUUGAAGAGAGAUGACCGGCAAGGCAAGAACGGCCGCCAAGCAAGCACCAAGACCAUCUGGGUCGAUGAGCUAGAAGCCGGCGGCGAAUGCAGCGUCGAAGAGAUGUGCCUGAGUUGGUAUCGCGGCCAGGGAUACAAGGGCUACCACGCCGAGGGGGGCAUUGUCCGCACUUUGUUCGCCUAUCUCUUCUACGACAUUCUGUUUCUCUACAUCCCGAAUGUGUUCCAGACGGCGUAUCAGACAUGUCCGUUGGACCUGCACACCGAUUCAUUUUACCCGACUCGCAUGUCCGAGAUCAACCAUCGGCUGGUCGACAUCGCGAACGGCGGUGCGGAGAGAAUCAUCCGCAAGAUUGACACUAGAGAGCGCGAACGGCGCACUUGUGUCAUCGGCCUGAACUGGGAUUACGACAUUGAGGAUCUUGUGGAACUCGUCGGCUGCUUCAACGGAGGCGCACUGGCGGCCCUCUGCAAGGUGAUGGCACAGGAGUACCGGCAGCGGGGCGGAGGCCUGCCGGACCUGAUACUUUGGCGGACGGAGCCAGAAAAGGAAUGCAUGUUCGCUGAGGUCAAGAGCGCCAACGACCGGCUCAGCGACACGCAGCGAUUGUGGAUCCAUGUCCUGACGGGAGCAGGCGUCAAGGUGGUUCUCUGCAACGCUGUGGCCAAAGAAGUCAGAGAAGUUGAUUGA